Molecule: messenger RNA, 7697 nt
Organism: Tachysurus fulvidraco (yellow catfish)
Lineage: Eukaryota; Metazoa; Chordata; Actinopteri; Siluriformes; Bagridae
Gene: ccser2b
Product: coiled-coil serine-rich protein 2b
Exons: 10
Coding region: 288-3119 (943 amino acids)
Biological process (GO): microtubule bundle formation
Cellular component (GO): microtubule cytoskeleton
Molecular function (GO): microtubule binding
Source: RefSeq, a predicted model, not a curated record
UCUAGCCGGAGAGUGACGUCAGCAUCAGCUGUGCCCUGAUUCAGGGGCAAAAAAAUCACUCCUCAGUCACACGACUGCAGCUCCCAUAUACACACAGCCGUUAUUGAAUAGUAUAUGUUUAUAAUUUGUGUAAUAUAGUGAUAUAAUAUCCAGUAACGCACAUAUAGCGACUGAAGCCCAGGAAAGUCUAAGAGCAUCAGUGUGUUUAUUUUCCGUCGAGUCACCCGUUCACUUUCAGCACAUAAGCUCGGACCCCGUGCUCACACCCAUGGUGGGGGAAGUAGUCAAUGGAGGACACCACCCUCAAGCAGCCUACAAUGGUUUCCAGAUUACCAAAAUUUGGCUCUCGUACUACACCUGCUGCUGGACCAUUAACCAAUGGCUCAACCCAUAAUGUUUCCUUUGGAUGGGCUAAAGGUGUACCCGUAGGAAAGCAGAACGGCGUCUCUGCCCCCUUUCCUUUGAAGGGGAGGAAGGGGAGGGAGGAGUGUGGAGAGAAAGUUUCAGAUUCAAGAGAAGAGGCUCGAGUUGUUGCCCGUUCUCAGCAGCAGCCACGCUCUGCAGUUAGGCAAAUUAGGAAGCCCACAGCUGCCCCAGUGGUUAAAACCCAACGUUCUAUUCCUACUGUACCAAGUACCAACCAUAGGACGAUUACUCAACCCAUAAAAACAAAUCCACAUAAUAUCGUCCCCAAACAGCCCUCACCCGUCCAGCCACUAUGCAACAAAAUUGUUCCGACUGUAGUCGCAGCUAGCCAGGGCUCUUCCCCCUCUCCCCAUGGAAGUCUACAGAGCAGCCUAUCUCACUCUAGUGACAGCCUGAAAUCCCUCUCUGUGGAGAAUGUUGUGCGAUCUCAAAGCUUCUCUUAUUCAAAGACGCAUGAAACCACCACUAACCCUCCUCUGACACGUUCCAUAUCAUUUAACCGGGCAACAGAGUUAGAAAAAGAGCUGCCCAGGCCACUGGCACAGUCUCCGGUAGCCAGGUCUCCUGUCACCCAGGCCUCCAUGGUGUUCGAUCAUGUAUCAAAGCCUACAACAAGUACAUGUACCAUCUCCUCCAUACCACCAUCAACGUUGAAGAAAUCUCUUCUGCCUAAUUGCACUGAUGGCAAACCAUCAUUACUUAGCUAUAAGCUAAUGCGAUCAUCACUCAUCAAGCAACCCCGCACAGUUGUACCGGUUAAAGUCCAAGGGAAGAUGCAAUUUACAGAGAGGGAUAGAGAUUCUCAAGAAAAAUCUACACCCAUUUCUGAACCAUCCAGCAGCACACACAGUGCUGGAACUUCUCCUGAGGAACCCUUUUCCACCAAGGAGGCAAGUGACAGCCAAGGUCAGUCUCUGGAGAUCUUGGAGGACAUGUCUUUAUCGUCCACAUCCUCUCUGGAACGUAAUGAUGUGAGCGAAGAAUACAUGGAUGACUUUGAUGACUUGGGACACGGAGCCGGAAUCCUACUCAUGCCUGUUAAUGAAGGAAAAAAUGAUCGGUUAGGGCUUUUCAAGGAGAGUAACCUUCAUUGUGAGGAGGGGUCUUCAGCAGCGAGCCUGCACAGCUUUGAGUCCGAGACAGUAGACUGGGCUGAUCUAGGCCUCACAGGUAACAGGGAGGUGGAUGAUGCCUCACAUCGCCUUGGUGCUCGAGCACUGUCUGCAGACAGAGAUUUACUGCAUGGCUCCUCCCUGGAGCUUUCCCCUUCAGACAGCUCCGGAGGAACUUACAUGUGGGAUGAGGAGGUUCUGGAGCCGAUUGGACGGACUACACAACUCUGUCGAAGCUAUGAGUCCAACCUUAACAGCAUGGACAUUCUCAAUAAAUUGGACAACUUGGACUCUUGUGAUUUGGAGGAGGAUGACCUCAUGCUGGAUGUGGACCUGCCUGAAGAUGUCUCUCUCCACAGUGAUGUUGAGGUAGCGUCCCAUUAUGAUCUCUCAGAGAGUGAUUACUGGCCAUGGAGAAAACGACAGCAGUGCAGAACGGAGCAGCUACACUACGAGGGAAGAGACGGAGUUCUUGAGGCGUUUGAUAACGGUCACACACUGGACUUGAGCAGGAGAGGAUCAGGAGAUUCGUCUCUGGAUGAGUUGAUGCUGGAGCACAUGGCCCAGGACUGCUUGUCUGUUAAAGAACAGCUGUUUCAUCUGAGGACACUGCUGCAGUUUGAAGAGGAUGGAUCAGUUGGUGAAGCCGAGCAUUUAGUGUCCAGUCCGUCCUCUGAAGAGCCGAGUUAUCAAGUGGACGAUCUGUUAAAAGAGGUGCAGAAGCUAAGAGAAGAGCUCCGAGGGAAAGACGCCCUGAUUUCUAAACUCACUCAGCAGCUGUCAGCUCCUGUAGACGUAACACAGUGCGUCUGCCAGCAGGGGGAGCUGCAGAGAUCCGAGCAUCAGGACAAGAGCACUCAGACCCCAUGGAGAGCACAGACUCCUCAGAUACUACAGCCUUCCCAUCCCUCAGCCAGCGAGCACAAAAAGUUGGAAAGAGCAACACGCCCAUCCCGCUCAGAGGUCCGCAGUGACCACGUGGACGACCAGCCUGGUGACGGUCCGUUAAAGCCCCAGGCCUGCACUGUAGUUUUCCCCGUUUCUGUCACCAGUAAUGCCACGCUUCCCUCGUCGGUGCCCACGACUGCGCCUGCUGUUAGUGCUGCUGCUGCUGCCUCUUUGUCCUCCAGCACUCUGAACUCAGAUAAUCUAAUCCUCCUCCUAAACACCCGUCUCAGAAUCGAUGAGUCACGCAGCCCCAGGGCUCACGUCGGUAACUACACCCAGCAGAGCAGGACGAAUCAACAACCCAGUGACCAUCACACAUUCAGCAGAGACAGGAAAGCUCCUGUUCUCAUGAAAUCCAGAGGAGGUGAGCAAGUUGGCUUUGGACGAGGAGUACGAGGUGCAUUUGGUGCUCAUCUGGGUUUCAGUGGUCCAUCCAGGACCAGACAUCUUCCCCCUCCAUCCCGUGGCCUACCCUGCAUCAGCUCAGCAUCACAGUCCAGUCUAAAUCCAUCUACACUCAGCUCAGGCAUCAGAACGAUCUCAGCUCUUAGAGACGAAGAGAUCAGCUCAGUCCGGGCUCAAGAUCUUUCCAAUGCCUGUAACUCUCGCCUCCCUAAGCCAAAGAGCCAUUAACCCUUUCCCUCCGCUCCUCUAUGCCUCUCCUGCUAUUUCUUCCUCUCCUCCUCUACAGCUCAAUCAGUACCCGAAGUGUUGGAUCUGCUUAGGCUCUAAACUCACAGUUCAGGGCAGAUCUCUGUGUUAUUAUUGCAUUAGCAGUUCAGCAAAAACUCAUGAAUUAAAGUGAAUAUAAAUAUAUAUACAUAUUAAUACUAACAAUAAAAAUCACAAAAAAAAACCGAGAUCAAUUUCAAAUUCAACCAUUUCAAAUCCCGGUGAUGUGGCCAGGAGGCUGGAGAGUGUAAACGGCUGUGUGUGAGAGUGGGAGGGACUUUACUCCAUCACCUGCCAAUCAAAAUAACACUAUUGUGUUGUACCGAGCUCAUGUAGGGCAGAUAGCACUUUCUUUAAAAAGAAAUUUCCCACUGUCUGUAGCCGGUGGAAUCUGAAAGCUUUGGGUAAAAGUCCUCUUUAUUCAGUGCAUUAUAUUUUGAAAGGCUAUCGACAAUCCCUUUAUUGCCUUUAAAUCUUCACAAAGCUAAUAAAUUUAAUUGGAAUGAACAUUUGACCUGAGCUAUCUAUUCUGACUAGUGCAGAACAGAGACGAGAUAAUAACGACAAUCUAGAAGAGAUGAAUAUUUUACAUAUUAUUAAACAGUGAAAACUCUAAAACAUCACCAUAAACCUGCUAAUCGAUGGAAGAGUUGGUAGUUUGAUGGUCUUUAUUUUUUUUAAUGUAGGCGAGGACCUGUUGGACUCGUGUGUACAUGUUGUGUAGAAGAUGUUUGUUGUGUAAGAGCUGUGUGAACCCGCCACACGUUGCCCUUUAAAAAGAACAACAUACGUUUUUACUGUUCUGGUCACAUCCGUUUGUUUGUCAGUGUUGAGUAGGAGAGAGAGAGAGAGAGAGAGAGAGAGAGAGAGAGAGACGGUGUGAUUUGCUACUGUAAUUAGUAACUGAUCAAUAAAUCUGCGCACUUCUUUUCUUGUCCUACAGGGACGUUAACUCUUUUUCGGUUACAAGUGAGUGUGUUCACUCUGACGCUUCAUUAUGUACUCAGUGAUUUACCCCAACAUGUCCACAUACUUCACAAGAAGUUUAUCCAGAAUGGAAAUAGAGAAAAAAAUGAUUUCAGAUGAGCUUCAAAGUACAGCCGAGUAGAUGCACUAACACAAUGGGUCCUGCUAUUUUCUGCGCUUUGUAAAGAUCCUCCCUCUGUGUGUGUGUUUGCGUUUGCACGAGUGUGUGCGUAAGUGUGAGUUUGAGUGUGUGUGAGUUCCUGUGUGUGUGAGUUUGAGUGUGUGUGAGUUUGAGUGUGUGUGAGUUUGAGUGUGUGAGAUUGAUUGUGAGUUUGAGUGUGUUGAGUGUGAGUUUGAGUUCGAGUGUGUGUGUGUGAGUUUGAGUGUGUGUGAGUGUGUGUUUGAGUAUGCGAGUAUGAGUUUGAAUGUGUGUGUCUGCACGAGUACAUGUGUGUUUGCGCGAGCAUGCAUGCCUGCAUGCGUACGUGUAUGUCAGCGCUUGUGUGUGUGAUGGUGUUAUCGUCAGUCAGUAAGCCCCUGAGAGUCAGACCACACCUAUCAGUACAGAUACAUUACAUCAUGAACGAGAGUAAAUUCUGAGCGGAUUAUUAAUAAGAGCUGCAGGAGUGAUGUGAAGUGACACUUACUCAAAGACCUGCUCACAAAACAUCAAUACAUUUCUCUUCAUCAUUACAAGCUUUAUAUAAUACACUGAACAUAUAAUCUGCUCCUGUAGCUCAGUCAUGUUAGUCUAAUGAUUCAUUUACUAGAAAAUGUCUUACACACUACACACACACACUACACACUACACACACACUCAACACAAACACACUUAACACAACUACCAAGCUUUCUAUGCAAGAUUUUAUUUAGUUGAGCUUCAUGGAAUACUUCACAUGCUAUGAGUGUGUAAUUUGCACACACACACACACACACACACACACACACACACACACACACACACACACACACACACACACACACACACACACACACACACACACACACACACAGCUUAUUCAUUAAUGUAACUACAAGCAGAUAAAAAGUGUUCUUCUUUAAUAAAUAAGUUGUAAUCAUUUCAAAGUCCCUUCUUUUCUGAAGGAGACGAGAGUCUGAAUCCGGCGUCUGACCUCCACAUCUGAGGAUCAAACGUAGUUCAGAUGAACACGUGCUGUGGUGUGUGUUAGCUCAUUGAGGAGCGCUCGUGAUGUUUCUAAUUACUGAAACUCAGGAGUACAGAGAUGUCACUCAGCGUGCAUCAGCGAGCGCAGAUUAAAUCUCUCACUGUAAAUCCUCAAAUCCUUCUGUAUUAGAACCCCACCAGAACCACACACACACCACACACACCACACACACACACACCACACACACCACAUACACACACACACACACACACACACACACACACACACACACACACAAACUCGGAAUCUUUCAGAGAGCGAGGACAUGAAGUUCUGCUCUGUCUUAAUGAGGUGAAGCUGAUGUCAGUGGAAGAGAAUAAGCUAACAAUGAGAACACAAGUGAAAACACACACACACACACACACACACACACACACACACACACACACACACACACACACAAAGCUUUCUUGAAUUGAAUUGACUGAAAAUCUAAAUGUUGUUGCUUUUCUUUAGAAUUCUCCUCGUUUUAAAAUGUAUUUAAAAAAAACAAAAACGCUAUUAGUAUUUGUUAGACUUCAGUACUUCAGUACUCAGAUUUUAUCCUGGUUUGCCGUUUGUUGUGAAACCAUUUUUUUCACUUUCCUCACACCGUGCUGCUGUUGAAUUCUCUAUCCUGAUUGGUCAGAAGAUGUUGAUUUCAUUUUGUCCGAAUUUCUAUCAACGCACUUGUUCUAAUAUGUUAUCGUUUCUAUAGUAACAGCUCAUCUACUGGGACGUGUGCAGUGCACUCUAUGCAGAGUAUAAACAGAAAAAAAGUGUAGAAUUGUUGAUGUUUUCUGAGGAGAUUUCUUCGUGUACCAUGUGAGGACGGAGUCUCGAGGUAAAGCUGGAAAGUUCUUCCACAUUUUCAGGACAGAGGAGUUUACGCUUCUUUGCGGUUUCUCAGUAACAUAACACGCUGGGAUUUUUUUUGUCUUAUUAAUUUGAAGAAUAAAUGUUCCUCAACUGACUGCUGAGGGAACAAGUGUUUCUAGCUGCUAUAACAGAUGUGACAUUCAACAUUAAUUGUACCUACAAAUGGAUUUAAAAAAACAAAAACAAAAAAAACAAUAUUUUGUGUUAUUUAAUACAUUUUAAAAUGACCUCAGUAUAAGAGGAAUAAAGCACUGACUGAUGUACUGCUAUAGAAAUUGUUUUUCAUGGUAUUGGUGUGAAACUGUUUACUACUCGGUGAAACCCUUUCGCCGGUGAGGUCUAGUUUCAGCUACUGCUUCAGACAUUUCCGGUAACAAACGUCAGCUUUUUUGUUGCUCAGAAACCUGACACUCCUUCCAUACUGAAGCCCUGUUGGAUCACGUGUCACGGUUGCCACCGAUGAGGUUUUAUUAUUCUGUAAUUUAUUAUUUAUGAUUUAAUUUCUUCAACUUUUCUAUCAUUUCUUCUUUCUGCACCCACAAUGGAGCUAUGUUUCAAACAUAUCCAUACACAUGUAGGUGGGGCCUGAGGUUUGUGAACAGUCCCAACACACACACACACACACGCACACACACACGUACAUGUAUCAACUCCUCAUGUCUGAUGUAAAUGCUUAUGGUACAUGUUUCAUAUUUGCUUUGGCUGCAGCAGUUAAGACCUCGAUGUAGAACUGCAUAGUAAUCAUCUCACCGUCAUAAAAAUGCCUACAUCACUCACUAUAUAACGUGACUUAAUGGCAUACAUGACUGUAUUGUCUGAUAUCAUCUAAUAAUAACAACAAAUAUCAGCCAAUCACACAAAUAAACAAAAUAAUAACCACAAAACGAUCUGUCAGUGUUAGUGUCGUCUGUUCUCUAACAGCAUGCAAUCAAACCAUCAUUCUUCAGUUUAGCACGUGGCAGGAUGUUGUACGAUGUUGGAUCUAGUUUUAUUAAAGACUCACAAUUAUAAAAACGUACAGAUUAUUGUUAUAAACUGAUUUGUGAGAGAAAUAAGUUGUCGACGCUGCAUGGUUUUCAUUUCUCGCUCGAAAACUGACAACCCCUCCCCCCCCCACUUCCUUCAACUCGUGUGGCUCUUCUUAAAAGCUCAGUGGUUAAUAUUUUAUCAUCAACAACAUGUCCCUUUUAAAAGGUAUUGAUUUGCUUUUUAUAUAUAUGAUUUGAUUAAACUUCUAUCUGUUUACACUGGAACUUAAAUUUGUGCAAUAAGAGAACAGAUCAUGCAAAUGCUAAAAAUUUGCACUGUAAUGUACGAUGUGUAAUUGUGCUUAAUUUAUUCAAUGUUAAUUAUGACUCAUUGUCAUGGUGAACUGAUUGAGAAAAGAUCUGGAAAGAGAGCGGUACUUUAUGUACUCACGCACAGGGAAAUGGAAGAGAAACAAAGCUGUUUUUUUUUUCCGUAUAUGUUUGUUUGUUUUGCCUCUGUCCUGAUCCCUGCUAUUCAAUAAAGACAGAACCAAAACAUA